GUAACGUUAGUCAAGCUCCACAAAUAGUCUUGUUUGGCUAUAAACUUUAAAGACUUUGAAUUGGACCGUGCCAAUAAAAAAAGAUUUGCCAGAUGCAAAAUAUGCAAUGCAAGAAUAUCCGACAGGACAACCACAACAUCAAGAACCAUAAGGUAAGAAUAAGGUAAGUUCCCUCUAUAAUGAUUACUUAUAUUAAUCUUCCUGUUUGUUAUAAUUUGGCCUUAGUUGCAUAUUAUUUUUUUUUUUAUUUGAAAUGUGAACAUUAUCCUUACUGCUACGUCUCGUAAAAACAGUGGCGUCGCCUGAACUUUUUUGUUUUAUUAUUUAAUAAUUGCAUGCCAAAACCAUGACCAAUGCUGUAUUAUAACUGCUAUUCAGACAAGUUUUAAAAAUUCAUAAAAACUUGCAAACUGUUUUUUGCAAACUCUACUAGAUUAUUGUUUAUCACCUCUCAAUGUACCACUGUGGUUGUUUAACUGUUUUAUCACUGUAUGCAUUACCAAUACUAUUUACUACACUGCUAUACAGACAUGUUCUCCUCAUAUCCUGUUUGCACUCUUGGUUUUUAUGGUCGAUUUGACUUAAUGUAUGUAGGGAUUGUUUAAAAAAGUUUUAAUAUACAAAUGAUAUAUCAUUUCUUAUUUUACUUAUUGGUGUGUUUGCAGGGGCGGACUGGGACAAUAAUUUAGGCCGGGAAUUUGACUCAUCCCAGGCCAACUAAUCUACCGGACUGGCAAAUCUUAUAGAUACAAAACGUUCGUUUUCAAAUUUGUCUUUUUUUGAAAUUUACAUUUGUUGGCCUACUUGUUACUAAAGGAAUCCAAUUGAGUUGAUCAGAAGCUAGAAAUGCCAAAAGACGACAAAAUGGUCCAGAAAAACUUUUCUAUCUUUUGAGGAUAUUUUCAAACAUAUCCAAGAGCUUCAGGAAUCAUUGUCUAAGCAGAAAACAGGAGAAGUCUUCUGCAAGACCAAAAGUUCUGCGCCAAUCUCUGCAUUGUUUUGGGUGUGCCAAAUACAUUCCCAAAUAGAUAUCAACUAAAAAAGGCAUACAAAAAUGAAAAGGGUCCAAAUGGAAGGAGAUGGAAAGGAAGAUGUAGCAGAAAUGAAAGUUGCACAAGUGGACAAGAUUGCACAGGACCCGAGUGAUUUUCAAAUCGAAGAUAAAAAAGAACAGACUAAGACGAAGGACAUCAUACAAGAUGUUGAAGAUUUAAAGCAAAAGAGGGUUAAAGUGAAAACCAGAAAGAAUUUGGGAAAAUUGAUGUACAAAAGAGAAAUAGAGAGAGGAAGAUGCCCCAGAGAUUGAAGACACAAAGGAGGAAUAAGUUACAACAGAGAUGACUACAUUUCAAAAGAAAAAUUAACUUACAAGUGAGAAGGUUUUGAUGCAGGGAAAGAAAGAUUUAACAGUGGACACUGCACAGGAAACAAGAAAUGGCCAACAGGAGGAAGAUGUUCACAACAAACAUCCCAAGGUGGAAGACUGUUGCAAACAACUCUACCAAGGACACUCUAUCUCAAGAACCUGGAAAACUAAGGAAUCUGUGGUAGAGUUUGGCUGUCGAGAUGAGGCACCAACACCAGGUGUUCUCAAAACCAUUUCCUGGAAACAAAGAGUGAAGGGCAGGAAACAUAAAAAUGAAACUCUUAGUCUCCAGAUGAUGGUAGAAGGAAAAGGAGAUGAACCAAAUGAGGUUAUCCAGAAAGUGAUCCUUCUUCCAAAGGGUGUGAUGCUUUGGUCGAAGAAAAGCAUUGACAUAUUCAACCAAAGAUGCAAAGACGACGUAGUCUGUCUUGAUGCAACAGGAAGCAUUUUGAAGAAGAGUGAACACAGCACAGACUGAUCAUGCCAAGCUAUACGGACACAAAAACAUAACUCCAAUCAUGAUUAUUUGUGAUGGAUCCAUGGUCCUCAUGCAGGCCAUCUCAUUUGUCUUCUGCCAAACCAACCUCAAUGCCUUACUCCAAAGUAUCUAUCAAAUAUUGACAGGGAAAGGCACUGCUGAAGACUUCAGUCGUCCUGUCCUCCACCGCUGUCUAAGUCAUAUAAUGAAAAAUGCUAAAUCCCUAUGCAAAAAGCAUGCACCCAAAAACUACAAAACCACAGCAAAUUCCAUUGUUGAGUUUGAUGAAAUGCUCCUCAGCUGCAGUGUCAUCUUCUCAAGCCCAUGCAGCUCUGAAAAUGUUAAGAAGCACUUCAACAACCUUCAGGCUAUGUUGACCACUAUUGGGGAAUCAGCUGUUGAUGACAGCAGCAUUGUUCCUGAGGACCUUGAGGACACCUUCAGUCAAACACCUUUUCAUCGACAUUUCAUUGAGGUCAUAGACACUGCACCCCUGGACAAAAAAGGCGACCCUAAGGUGUACUUCAGCGAGACAUUCAUCUCCUCGUUGGCUGCCUACUUCUUGCCUCAUGCAGGUCUUUGGACAAGCAUGAUGUUGGGGGACCUGGGCAGGCAUGGUAAGGGAAAUUCUCAAAGACUUCAAAGAAAAAAUGUCAGAAUUUCACACAAGACACAAGGAAUUAUGGAAAAGAGCCAGUGGGACUUGAAGAAAAUUUGCUUUAAAGAAAGACGACUGACCAGACUUGAUGACUUGAUAAUGACCUACGAAGCCACCCACUCUGCACUUUUAAGGGAAUUUACGGAUGCUGAACGUAUCACUAAAAGAAAGGUAAAACAGUCAACCUUAUACAGUUUGUAAAUGUGUUAUGUUUCACAGAAAUAGGAACAUUUUUUAAAAUUCAGACGCAAGAAAUUGGUAAGACAGGCCUGAUGCAUUUUUCAUCCAUGCAUCUGCCCAACUGUCUGUCUGUUUUUACCACCUUGCUGAAAUUCAAAAAACUUUAACUCAUUACCUUGGCAUUUGGUCAGAAAUUUCAAGCCUCUCACAAUCAUUAGGCCAUCACCAGUUUUGCACAGAACAUAUCACAAUUAAUUAUAUUUAAUGGGUGCUUCCAUUCUCCCCAAAGAAAAUUGUUGUUUUUUCAACAUACCUAACCAAACUAAACAGACAUUUUGUUAGCCUAAAUGGAAAGGAUAAAUUUGUAUUUCUAUAAUAUUUAUCAAGUAGUACUGUAUGUAAAACAUGUUGAAGAAUGUCACUACUACACAAAUGAACUUAGUGUCUAUACAGUAUUUGUGUAUAUAAAUAAGUCCUACUAUGUAUUUCAUUU
This is a messenger RNA of Misgurnus anguillicaudatus (oriental weatherfish), 3175 nucleotides long. Lineage: Eukaryota; Metazoa; Chordata; Actinopteri; Cypriniformes; Cobitidae. The record is from RefSeq and is a predicted model, not a curated record.